GAGUAUCAUCAUGGGGUCUACUGCUACAGAAAUUGAAGAACUAGAAAACAGCACUUUUAAAUAUCUCAUAGGAGAACAGACUGAAAAAAUGUGGCAACGUCUGAAAGGCAUACUAAGAUGCUUAGUGAAGCAGCUGGAAAAAGGUGAUGUUAACGUCAUAGACUUAAAGAAAAAUAUUGAAUAUGCAGCAUCUGUGUUGGAAGCAGUUUAUAUUGAUGAAACAAGAAGAUUGCUGGAUCCCGAUGAUGAGCUCAGUGACAUUCAGUCAGAUUCCGUCCCCUUGGAAGUCCGGGACUGGUUGGCUUCUACCUUUACGCGAAAAAUGGGGAUGAUGAAAAAGAAAUCUGAGGAAAAACCAAGAUUUCGGAGUAUUGUUCAUGCUGUUCAAGCUGGAAUUUUUGUGGAAAGAAUGUACAGAAAGUCCUAUCACAUGGUUGGCUUGGCAUAUCCAGAAGCUGUCAUAGUUACAUUAAAGGAUGUUGAUAAAUGGUCUUUUGAUGUAUUUGCCUUGAAUGAAGCAAGUGGAGAACACAGUCUAAAGUUUAUGAUUUAUGAACUAUUUACCAGAUAUGAUCUUAUCAACCGUUUCAAGAUUCCUGUUUCUUGCUUAAUUGCCUUUGCAGAAGCUUUAGAAGUUGGUUACAGCAAGUACAAAAAUCCAUAUCACAAUUUGAUCCAUGCAGCAGAUGUUACUCAAACUGUGCAUUACAUAAUGCUUCAUACAGGUAUCAUGCACUGGCUCACUGAACUGGAAAUUUUAGCAAUGGUCUUUGCCGCUGCCAUUCAUGAUUACGAGCAUACAGGAACUACGAACAACUUUCAUAUUCAGACAAGGUCAGAUGUUGCCAUUUUGUAUAAUGAUCGUUCUGUUCUUGAAAAUCACCAUGUGAGUGCAGCUUAUCGACUUAUGCAAGAAGAAGAAAUGAAUGUCCUGAUAAAUUUAUCCAAAGAUGACUGGAGGGAUCUUCGGAACCUAGUGAUUGAAAUGGUUUUAUCUACAGACAUGUCAGGUCACUUCCAGCAAAUUAAAAACAUAAGAAACAGUUUGCAGCAGCCUGAAGGCCUUGACAGAGCCAAAACCAUGUCCCUGAUUCUCCACGCAGCAGACAUCAGUCACCCAGCCAAAUCAUGGCAGCUGCACCACCGAUGGACCAUGGCCCUGAUGGAGGAGUUUUUCCUACAGGGAGAUAAAGAAGCUGAAUUAGGGCUUCCAUUUUCCCCGCUUUGUGAUCGGAAGUCGACGAUGGUGGCCCAGUCUCAAAUAGGUUUCAUUGAUUUUAUAGUAGAGCCAACAUUUUCUCUUCUGACAGACUCAACAGAGAAAAUUAUUAUUCCUCUUAUAGAGGAAGCUUCAAAAACCCAGAAUCCUUCCUAUGGAGCAAGCAGACGAUCAAAUAUGAAAGGCACCACGAACGAUGGAACCUACUCCCCUGACUACUCCCUUACAAGCGUGGACCUGAAGAGCUUCAAAAACAACCUGGUGGACAUCAUCCAGCAGAAUAAAGAGAGGUGGAAAGAAUUAGCCGCUCAAGAGCAGAGGCUUAACAAAACUGUUGACAGAGGAACUAUAAUAACUGCAGAAAUUCAGGACAUAUAAAAUGAUAUUGCUCCAGCGUGUGUGAACUCCUCAACUAUAUCUGCAUGGACAAUAAAACUUGGAAGGAAUGUAGAAGUUUUCUGAUAGUAAACAUUUUUAAGUAAAACAUUAUACAUGUUGGCAGCUCUAAUUUGACCAAAAGACUUAGGGAUUUAAGUCUGCUUGCUGGAAAUCUACAGGGCCCUAUGAAAGAAAGGGGAUCCAUUUUUGCAGAUGUUGAAUUGAUGUCACAAACCAGAUAAGUAACAGCUACAAAUUCUUUGGUUGACCUGGUUCAGCUGCUGUGACUAUAUCAGUAUGUUUAUGUUUUCAAAUAUCUUAAGUGGCAUUCUAUAGCAUAUUUUUAUUAAGAUAAUACAAUGAGCAUUAAUAAAUUUUCUUUGAGUAGCUAAUCAAUAACUGUCAUUUCUGCAAUAAAGCUUACCCAUAUAGUUUCACUUUAGAUGUCCUUUUUCCAAAACAUCAGAGACUGUGAUAAACAAUUUAUCUUUUAUAUUAAUUCUACCAUUUACCCACUGAACAAAUGUUUUAAUGGCCUUCUGCCAUAAAAAAUGAUUUAAAAAAUUUUUAAGGGACAGAUAUCUUUGAAAAAAUAUUUGUCUUUUAGUAGGUGUGAAUGGUAGGGGUAAAAUGGCUUAAUAUAUUGGUUUUUAUGGCAUUUGAGAAAGACCUGUCCAAUAUAUAAUUUAGUUUAAAGUUAGUCAAGUUAUUUUCUUCCUGAAAAUUUAAUUUUUUUUUAAGAAUUGCUAUUCUACCCCAUCUACAUUGUGAUCCCAUAGUAGUUGACUUAAUGGUUAUUGUACUGGUCUUGUAGGAACAUCCCCAUAAUUAAGUAACAGAUUGGCUGGUGUCUAAUGUUUAAGAAUGUGUAUUCACAGAGAAGUUUAUUUCUUCCUACUCUCUGACUCUGUCUUUGGGGGAAAAAAGCUGUCAUUUACCUGUUAGAUUUAAUUUCAAAGAUAAGUCAUACAUUCGUACUGAAGAAAGACCAAAAAAACAUAGCAGGUAUUACGUUAUACCCAGGAAGUCUGCCUAGUAUAGAGUUAGGAUUCAGAGCUCUGACCUAGACUAUUUUAUCCAAUCCUGUUCUCAUCACUUAUUUGCUAUGUAAUUGAACAAAUUAUUUAAUCUAUUUACAGUGAGGAUCACACAAGUAGCUGUCAUGAGAAUUAAAUCUGUAAGUUAUGCAAAGUGCUCAGAAUUUAGUGUUUUCUACCAUAAUUCUUAUUAUCCUCCUGGGCUAACGUAUGUGACUUCAAACUAUAUGGAAAUCUUAUAAAAGGCUUCCUUAGAAAAGUAUACUAUGGAAAAAUGCUACCUACUCAUAAAAAUUCUGAUAUGAGUUUAUGCUUAACUCAUGAGAAAACAUGCAGUAGAUCAAUUCCAUCGAUCAAGUGAGUGAAUUGCUACAUGGUGAAUUGAACUUGACUCUUCUAUCAGUUUCCAUUCUUAGUUAAUCCAUCAAGUUAGCCUAUAGAUUAUAUCUCACAAAUAUCUCUCAAAUCUAUCCAGUUCUCUGCAUGAGUGAAUGAAGGAAUGGAAUUGGCUCAUUCUGAAUAGCUGGUAUAGCUACUCAAUUUGUAGAGCUGAAAAUGAACCACCUUUAAAUACUUUAUGUUGAGGAUCCUUCCACUUAAAAUACUUGCCUUUAGUUUUUCUUGGCAUAGAAUUCUUUAGGAAAAGAAAACAAUUCUAAAAGAAGAAAAGUUUGACUAAUCCAGCAAACUUGGUUUAUGGCAAUUCACUUCUUUCCCAAAAGAAUACAUUACCAUCAUAGUUACUAUUCCUGAAAGUAUGCCUAGAUUUAGCCCUUGUAUAUAGCCCAAACUCUGGUUCUGAAAAACUUCUUCUAGGACUGUUGUUCAUUCUUUGGCUAAUAUAAUUUUCCCUUGUUAACUAUAGGAAUCUAGGAAAUUCCCAGAAAUCAUGCAAAAAAAGAUUUAUAGCCAAAGUCUUUGCCCUUUUUUAGAUAUAUUUAAUUUCUCUGAAGAAAUGAUGAAAAAUGAAGGGAAAAGAAAAGUGAUCCAAGAAAUCUCUUCAGGUGAGGUUUAGUAUAUAAGGCUAGAGAAAAUGAUGAAAACCUUCAAGAAUCUGAUGCCCAAACUUUUUUUCCAUAUAAUUUUCAAAACCCAGUCGAGGCUCAUUUUCUAGCAAGAUAGCUUGUAAUGAGUGAUCUUGGAAGACUUGUACUAAUUGUGAUUUGUGGGGGUAAAGAGAGAAAUUCAGCACAAGAAUCCACUCAAUAAUAUUAUCUCCAUCACUCUGGACAUGGGAUUCAUUCAGAAGAGUCCUAUGUUCUCAUAUCCUUCUGUCAUGAAUGAGGCUUCUAUAAAAUAUGCUGUGCCAGUCUGCUGUUUAGAGAAAACCCAGAGUUAUCAGUAAGAAAUGGAAAUCUCAUCAAACAAAAGAAAUACAACAAAAAUGAGGUAAUUGUUUUGAUGUUUUUGAUGUAGAGAUAAUUGAACACCCAUGAUUUUUUAAAUUUCGUAUUGGAGUAUAGUUGAUUUGCAAUGUUGUGUUAGUUUCAGGUAUGCAGCAAAGUGAUUCAUAUAUAUAUUUUUCAGAUUAUUUUCUCAAAUAUACUUAUUUUAAAUAAGUAUACCUCCAUCAUGAGAUUUAUCCUAUUAUAUCGGUUAUUAUAGAAUAGAGAUCGCAACUGCUCCCACAAUCCUGGCUAAAUGCUGUAGAUCAAUAAAAUGCUUUGUAACUAAUUGCUUAAAGUGCUUUUAUUUUAAAGCAUGGAUUUACAAUUUAUAAAUGUACUGUAAUAGGAGAACAUUGCAGAUAUGAUCGAGAGAAGCAAUUUAUUCCACUACUGAUUUCAGCAACCAUUAAGUGGAUAAAGUUUUCUCUACACAUUUCUUCAAAUAGCCCCUUGCCACAGCCAGCCUAAGUUAGAUAAGAACAGGUACAAAGGAGAGAAAAAAAUAGCCUGGGAGGCAUUUUGUAAAAAUACCAGUUUUUCACAUUCCGGGUUAAAGGAUAGCUGGAUAUGUGAGAUUGAUUUCUAUUUUGGCUGGUUCUUAGACUUUAAUCAAUGUAGUUACCAACUCUGCCUUCUAAGAUUUGGUGACUUAAAGAUAAUAAGAUGGGGAGAAAAAAAAAAAACAGAAAAAAGUCAUUUGGGCAUUUAGUAUAUUUGGCAAGCAAUAUGUAUAGCAUACCAUCAGGGACAGCCAAAACUUCUGAGAAUUUUGGAUUAUGCAGGCCACUGAUAUAUUCUAAAUCUUUUUCUGUAGUAGGUACCUACUUGCUGAAAAUUUUGUAUUCAGCUUGGUGAAGAUUUUAAGUGUUUUUUGUCUCCAAGGGAAAAGUGAUGAGCAAAAUCAAAGGAGACAUACUUUCCUGAUUCUUUCUUCUCUCAUCUUCCCUAGAUAGAAACUCAUACCAAAAAAAAAAGUGCCUCCUCCACUGAAAAAUUUGAUCAUAAACAGUAAAAAAUGAGAAAUUUGUGAUGUUCACAGUCUCUAGGUUAGAAGCAAUUCAUUGCUUUUGCUACAUAUGAAUAUGCAAAGAAAACAGUGUAUUCAGUUUGUGAUCCCUGAAGUCUAUAGUGAAUUGCGGGAUGGUGAGUCAGAAACUCUUGAGACAAAAACUAUUGCAGGGUUUUCUCAUUUACACCUUUUGAUCUUUUGUAAGCAUAGAUAUUUACCUCAGUCAUGUAUUUAUGUUGGGCUUUAAAUUGAAUAACAUCUCAUUACUCCUGGAGUCAUGAACGUCUGUUCUUUCUCCUCUGUGGCAUUAGCAAGAUAACACUUGGCUCUUUUCUGCAGCACUUCAAUUUGAAAUCUCCCUAAGUGUGGGUCUUGGAUUUGAGGCUUUCUUCAUCUGUCUUCCACUGCAGGUUUUACUAUAGAAAGCAAUUGUAAAAAGAGAGUUUUGGUUUGUAGAAAGUGCUGCUAAACCUGAUUUUUUUUUUUUUUUUUUUGGCAGCUUGUCAGAGCAGGAAGAUGAAAAAUGUCAUAUUUAUUCCUCAUUUCUCAACUUGAAUCUUUGCAAUUAUAUUUCUCCAAACAACACAAAAUGGUUUCACUUUUUCAGAUCCAAUGGAAACUUGCCCCUUUAGGUUAGGAAGUUAGCACUGUGUGACCAAAUUUUCAGUUUAGUGCAUGACUCUGUGUUUGAAGCCCCAGUUCUGCUCUUUAGAUGAUAUAUGAUUUUGAGCAAUAGAAAUCGUUGGGAGGAUUAAGUGAUAAAAUAGAAGCAGCACUUGGCAUAGUGCUUGGCACAUAGUAAGUAUUCCCUAAAUGUUAACUACUGUUUUUGCUGUUGCUACUAAUAUUAUCGUUAAUAAUAAUAAACUUUGUCAUUGUUAAUCAUUUAUCUAUACUCUUUCUUGCACAGAUUACAUAUGAUUUAAUAAAAAAAUAAUAGCACAUUCAUGUUAAAAUACAUUUAUACAGAUUUUAAUAAGAAUUUAAUAUUUAAAAUAGUUUCUGUAUUGUAUCCUUUUUAAAGAUUUUGUAUAACGACCCAGACUUGUAAAUCUGAUGACAUCUUAUGUCCAUGUUUGGUCCAUUUUAAAACACAAGGGUUCAGAACCUUAUGGAAAAUUGUAGACCAGAGAUUGUGGAUAAGUGGAAAGUUACAUAUGUGCAGGAACCAUUGUUUUUUCUUUCUGACAUUGUUAAAGUUGAGCAAUUUGAGAAAUAAUUUCUGAGAGUAGUUGCAUUGUUAUUAAAUCCUACCUUGAAAGUAGAACCUUCAACUAUUUUUAACUUUCAAAUUGAGUAGAAAUGGCCACAAAGCAACAAAAUCAAGAAUUGAUCUUUUAAUAGUUUUCUAGAGCUAGUAAACAUAAAUGACACUCUAUUCUACACAUAUAAGGAAGUGAAAAUUAAUAGCUUAUUUUAGAAUAAUAUACCUCAGGUGUUUUUGCAGGAUUAUCUACAUUCAAAAGAGUGUAAUUAUGUUCAGCCCUCCAUUUAGGCACAAAAGUGCAUUUCCAUAUUGACAUACUUAAACAUUUUUACUGAAAGCAAUUGAAAUCUUUUUUCUUUUUUUCUUAAUCCAACUUUAAAUAGAAAAUCCAAUUAACUAGAAUACUAAAAGCAAAGCCAAAUGUUUCUAUCAUUUUAUAAUUUUUUCCACGUUUUAACUUUUGAAACUACUUUAGAAAACUAAAAUUAGUUUUCUGCAUGCAUUUUUUCUACUUAUAAAUGAUAAAGAAAAAGUGAUUUUUUGGCACACCUCUCAGGCUCAAUUUUCAUCUCAUCUUUCAUCCCUGAUUGAGAAACUAGAGAAGGCCCACAUUGCCUCUCACAUUAAAUUGGUUCUAAGAGCCAAACCUUAAAAUUUCCGCAACUUUUUGCUACCACUCUUUACAGCAGAUAAAGUAUGAUUUGAGUGGUCUUCAUUUCACUACCCCCUAGACCUUCUUCCUCCAUUGCUACCCUCCCAACGCGUCUACCUCCAAAGAUAAUCAAUGCCCUCACAUUUCCCUGCCACCAGAGCUUGCUUAAAAAAGAAAAGAAAAAAAUCUGUGAUUCAGUCGGACAAAUCCCAUCUGGGAAUAAGAACAUUUCAAUAGGUAUUAGAGCUUACCCCUAAAAGAAUGAUACUGAAGGAGAAACUGUUUCUUCAACCAGAGGAUAGAGUUUUUUUUUAACUGGGCUUUACUCCUUCCUUGGUACAUCUUUUUCUUUCUUAUCUCCUGCCUUUGCUCAUAUUCUGCUCUUCCAGCUCACCUCCUUACUCCUUUCAUUAAGAGAACAUUCCUAUCCUCAUGCCACAAAACAUAUGCAUCCUGUAGACCUAAUUUUAGAUGGAACUCUUUCAAGGAGCCAGCUCACUACCUCCUACUGUUUAAACUCUAGUGUCAGUGGAACUUAAACAUUAAGAUUUCUGGCUAUUUGACGUGGGUUUGGCUCCCCAAAUUGGGUAAAAUGUCUUUGAAUGGCAAAGGAAUGUACACAAAUCUUUCAGUGUCCCUAGAUCACCCAUAGAAUACUUUGUGCAUUGGGAUUCUUUCUGGAGUUUGCUGAUGUAAACUGAUGUGCUUUGUAUUGCUUUAGCAAACAACAACAACCAAAAAAUGACCUAUCUGGAGUUCCUGUUGUGGCUCAGUGGGUUAAGAAUCUGAUGUAGAGUCCAUGAGGAUGUGGGUUCAUUUCCAGGCCUUGCUCAG
This is a messenger RNA of Sus scrofa (pig), 7724 nucleotides long. The record is from RefSeq and is a predicted model, not a curated record. Lineage: Eukaryota; Metazoa; Chordata; Mammalia; Artiodactyla; Suidae.